GCGACGGCCUGCAUGGCUACUGCUACUCGGUCUGGUCGAGCUGGACUCCACACCCACACGACGACCGCGUCCCACGAUCGAGCCGUCCCUCCGACCCGGUCCGGGGAAACCGGUAACGACCUCCUCUGCUUGGCUUCCCCGUCGGUUCGUCCUCGCCGCCGCCGCCUCCUCCCACGAACUACACCUCUUCGGUCCGCGACGCCGCCCAUCGAAGUCCCCCCGCCCCACCCGCUCAGGUUUCAGGACUGGAAAUCAGAGCAAUCUGUUGGGUCAGACAGGGUAGUUUCAGAAAGAGGGCAUAAUGUCUUUGGCUUGCUAAGGGACAGAACUGCAGGAGCCUUUUCAUUCCUAGGGAACCCUUCACAUCCUGAAACUCUAAACAAAUCAGCUUCAGAGGAAAGGAAAUCCAAAACAAGAAUUCUUGAUCCUCAAGGCCCAUUUCUACAGAGAUGGAACAAGAUAUUUGUGGUAUCAUGUCUCAUUGCAGUUUCUGUGGACCCAUUGUUCUUAUAUAUCCCAGUAAUUGAUGGCGACAAUAAUUGCCUGUAUUUGGAUAAGAAGUUGGAAAUCACAGCAAGUAUUCUGCGUUUUUUCACAGAUAUCUUCUAUUUGCUCCAUAUAAUAUUUCAGUUCAGGACAGGCUUUAUUGCCCCUUCUUCUAGAGUGUUUGGUCAGGGUGUCUUGGUUGAGGACACAUUUGCAAUAACAAAGCGGUAUCUAUCAAUGUAUUUUGUGGUUGAUUUCUUAGCUGUUCUACCCCUCCCUCAGGUGUUUGUAUUGGUGGUGCUACCCAAUCUCCAGGGUUCCGAAGUUAUGAAGGCAAAAAAUACGUUACUGAUUAUAAUUAUAUGUCAAUAUGUGCCUCGACUGAUCCGAAUAAUACCGCUUUACCUUCAAAUCACGAGAUCGGCUGGUAUAAUUACAGAGACAGCAUGGGCUGGUGCUGCUUUUAACCUUUUAAUUUAUAUGCUCGCUAGUCAUGGCUUUGGAGCUCUUUGGUACAUUCUUUCCAUCCAACGAGAGGACACCUGUUGGAGGCAAGCAUGUAGUAACCAUGAUGGCUGUGAUCCUACAUCUUUAUAUUGUGGGAGUAAUAUAUUUGGAAAUAAUACUUUCUUACAAAUUGCUUGCCCAACAAAUGGUACUGCCAAUCCAGACCCGAACUUUGGAAUUUUUCAACCAGCUCUCAAUAAUGUUUCACAAUCAACGAGUUUCUUUGAAAAACUAUUCUAUUGCUUUUGGUGGGGGCUGCAAAAUCUAAGCUCUCUUGGUCAGAACAUGAAAACAAGCACUAAUACAUCAGAGAAUCUGUUUGCUGUUUUUGUCUCGACAUCGGGUUUGGUUUUAUUUGCACUCCUUAUUGGUAAUGUACAGAUUUAUUUACAGUCAGCCUCUGUGCGCAUAGAAGAAAUGAGAGUGAAAAGGCGUGAUACAGAGCAAUGGAUGGCACAUAGGCUACUUCCUGAGAAUCUCAAGGAACGAAUACUGCGUCAUGAACAAUAUAGGUGGCAAGAAACAAGAGGGGUUGAUGAAGAGGGCCUUCUUGCAAACCUUCCCAAGGAUCUUAGAAGGGAGAUAAAGCGGCAUCUUUGUCUGUCACUUCUCAUGAAGGUUCCAAUGUUUGAAAACAUGGAUGAACAGCUCUUGGAUGCCAUGUGUGAUCGUCUAAAGCCCAUGCUGUACACAGAAGGCAGCUGUAUCAUUCACGAAGGUGAUCCAGUGAAUGAAAUGCUCUUCAUCAUGAGAGGAACUCUCGAGAGUAUGACAACCAAUGGCGGACAAACCGGCUUCUUCAACUCCAAUGUUCUCAAUGGUGGAGACUUCUGUGGUGAAGAGCUCCUCACAUGGGCUCUUGAUCCCACUUCAGCUUCGAACCUUCCUGGCUCAACCAGGACAGUAAAGACGUUGUCAGAAGUUGAAACUUUUGCUUUGAGGGCUGAUGAGUUGAAGUUUGUGGCCACCCAAUUCAGGCGGCUCCACAGCAAACAGCUCCAGCAUACCUUCAGAUUUUACUCACAACAAUUUAGAACCUAGGCUGCUUGCUUUAUACAGGCAGCUUGGCGCAGAUACUGCAGAAAGAAGCUGGAGGAUACUUUCUAUGAGAAGGAGAAGAGGUUGCAAGCGGCAAUUGUGAGUGACGGCUCUAGUUCGCUUAGUCUUGGUGCAGCGCUUUAUGCUUCACGUUUUGCUGGCAACAUGAUGCGGAUCUUACGGAGAAAUGCCACCCGAAAGGCUCGUUUGAAGGAAAGAGUGCCUGCAAGGUUGUUACAGAAGCCAGCAGAACCCAACUUUUUCGCUGAUGAUCCAACCGGCACAAUUUGUUAACAUGUCUUGCCGGAUCUACUUGUAUUUUUUUGGUGUUGUCACAAUUUAUGAUUGGAUGCUGUAUAUAGAUAGACCAAGUGGUCUAAAGCCGUCUAGUUUAGAUAAUGUAACUCAAUCUAUCGUUGGAUUCUUUCAGCACAUGUCAUAUUAGUUAUGCAUACUGGAUGCACAUAUUAUACGCAUUCCAAAUUAUAUUCCUACCUCUUGUGAAUACCAAAAACAGAAGAUCCUGUAAAUUUAAAUGAUCAAUUGUUUGUUAA
Molecule: messenger RNA, 2585 nt
Organism: Phragmites australis (common reed)
Lineage: Eukaryota; Viridiplantae; Streptophyta; Magnoliopsida; Poales; Poaceae
Product: cyclic nucleotide-gated ion channel 1-like
Exons: 7
Coding region: 13-2034 (673 amino acids)
Biological process (GO): monoatomic ion transport; transmembrane transport
Cellular component (GO): membrane
Molecular function (GO): monoatomic ion channel activity
Source: RefSeq, a predicted model, not a curated record